Molecule: messenger RNA, 1059 nt
Organism: Rotaria sp. Silwood2
Lineage: Eukaryota; Metazoa; Rotifera; Eurotatoria; Philodinida; Philodinidae
Source: the annotation of a GenBank genome assembly
AUGGCAAAUGCUCGACAUCACUCUAAAAUAAAUGAUAUUGAUUUACAAGAACAUGUCAAUAAUUCUCUUCCGAUUCCACUUAUGUCAAUUAUUAUUGCGCCAACUGAAUAUUCUCAUACACAAUCUGAAUCAAAUGCAACAUCAAUUGAUAAACCAAUAUAUUCAUCUUCAACAGCGUCUAUUUCAUUAUCCGAUGAUAAUAUUUUAUCAACAUCAACAUUAUCUAAUCGAUUUGAUAUUUCAAAACUUCAUUUUGCUCAUGUAAUUAAAGUUCCACAUGGUACAAAUCUUAUUGCAUCUGAUAAUCAAUUAACAACAGUAUGUAUUAAUUCAAUUGGAAAUAUAAUUCAUCUUAUUACACCUACGGGUUAUUAUAUUCGAUCAUCAAGAUGGCCUGAAACAGAAAACAAGAUUUUGAAUUUACUUUGGUGUGAAAUAUUACAAGUUUAUCUUGUUUCAACAUCGAAAAGUCUUUAUACACUUAAAUAUGAUUCAAAUCAAAUGCUUCUAGUUAAAAAAUCACUUGAUUUUCCUGAUUAUUAUUUAUCUAAUAAGGUAUUCAUUGCUUGUAAUUCAUAUCGUCUUUAUAUUCAUGAUCAAUCAUCAAAAUUAAUUGAUGUUUAUACUCUUCAAUUUAUUCAUUUACAUACAAAACAAUUACCCGAUUGUCUUAUUAAUAAUCAAAUCAAAUCAUUUUCUUGUUCUGAUUCAUUUCUUAUUUUACAUUACGAACAAAUUCCUAAUAAACUUAUUAUAUUAGAUCCAAUAAUAAUGACAAUUAAAUAUGAAUUUGAUUUAUCAUAUAAGACAAUUUCAUCUAUACGAUGUUUUGAUAAUGAAUAUACAUUAGUAUUUAUUGGUAUUAGACAAGAUGGAGAAAAUCGUUUAGUUUUUUUAAAUUUUGAAUAUAUAAAUAAAGAAAAUAAAAUACAAGAAAUAAUCGUUGAAAAAGCUAUUGAACAUAAUGAAGAAUUUGUUUGUCUUUUACCGAAUUGUCAAGAUCUAAUGAUACUCAAUCUAAUUGCUGCUCGUGUACAAUAUUUGAAAUAUUGUUCUUAA